ACCACCUGUAAAGUCAAGAUCAAGAUUAAGCUCCCUCAACCAAAACAAACCCACAAAAAUGGCUCCAGCAGCUAGACCUCGCAGUUCCCACACCAGACGCGAGCUACAGCGGGAGAUACAAAAGCGGCAGGGCGCGGCCAGAGAUAAACGGCGUAACGGGAAGGAUAGCACUAGUGGCGGCGGGACAGACAGUGAUGGCGGCGCGGCGGGGGGAGGGCGAGGCGUGGAGUCCUACCUCCUACACGGCACUGAAGGCUCUGCUGUCUGCCAGGCUGUGUGCCGCCAUCUGGUCCAGCGUGGCGGACUGUGACGAGACCUUCAACUAUUGGGAGCCUACACAUUACUUCAUAUACGGCCGCGGACUGCAAACAUGGGAAUAUUCACCAUCAUAUGCCCUGCGGUCCUACACAUAUAUUUUGCUCCACGCUGUCCCCGGCAAGGUGUAUGCGACCCUUCUACAGUACAAUCGAAUGUUGGUGUUCUUCUUCAUUCGAUGUCUGUUGGCUCUCGGAUGUUCUGGCUGUGAACUUUACUUCUACAGGGGAGUGUGCAAAGAGUUUGGGUCAUUGGUCGGCUCGCUCACCAUCGGAAUAAUGAUUUUCUCAGCAGGGAUGUUCGGUGCAUCUACUGCCCUGCUGCCCUCCUCCUUUGCCAUGUACAUGACUCUGCUAUCAAUGGGAGCGUGGUACCAGAAGUGCCCCCAGCUUGCUAUCUUCACUACAGCCAUCUCAACCUUCCUGGGCUGGCCAUUUGCUGCUGCCCUGGGGUUGCCCAUCGCAUUUGAUAUAUUGAUGAGAAAGAAAGAAAUUACAAUAUUCAUCAAGUGGUGUUUAAUUUCUGUCAUCACAAUACUGGUUCCCAUGGUGCAGAUAGACUCCCACCUCUACGGCAGACUGGUGGUGGCGCCCCUCAACAUAGUGCUAUACAAUGUCUUCUCUUCGGGGUCCAGUCUCUAUGGAACAGAACCCUGGUCGUUUUACAUCUUAAAUGGAUUCCUUAACUUCAAUAUUGUGUUUCUCUCCGCCCUGCUGCUGCCGCUGCUGCUGUGUGUCUCUUACUUCAUAGAUAAGCAAGGUAGGUCAGGACAGGCUGGCACAGGAAGUCUUCCCCACUGGCUGGCUGUCUCCCCUCUCUACCUGUGGCUUAGCAUCUUCUUGGCCCAACCACACAAAGAAGAGAGGUUCCUGUUCCCAGCCUACCCCCUUGUGGCACUCUCCGGGGCGCUGGCUGUCGAGUACGGGCAGAGGUUGUGGCGGGCGUGUAUGCAGGCCAUGUGUGCGAGGAAAAGAAACACGCGCGCAAACACACACUGGUUUGCAAUUGUGUUUCUGGUCGUCACAUCGCUGCUGUCUCUCUCAAGAAUUGUGGGGCAGUAUAGAGCCUACCACGCCCCACUGGAGACUUACAUGGAGUUGAACAGGGUAGCGAGUGAAAGUGAACUCCCCUCCCACCUGCCCAUCAACGUGUGUGUGGGCAAAGAGUGGUACAGGUUCCCAUCGUCUUUCUUCCUGCCUGGCCUCAAGCUUCGAUCCUCCUUCCAGCUGGCACUUUGAGGUUCCUGCGCAGUGAAUUCCGGGGGCAGCUACCGCAGUACUUCCCAGAAUCGCCUAACGGAACUGCAAUCACUCCAGCCAAUGUCAAUAAUAUCAAUAAAGAAGAGAUUGAUAGAUAUGUGUCAGAGAGCGCGUGUCACUUCCUGGUGGACCUGGAUGAUUCUGAGGGCGUGAGUGAAAAGACAGCCUGGUUACGCCCGCCUUACGCAGGACUGGACCACGCUGCACGCCACGCCCUUCCUGCACGCCGCCAGUGCUCGUGACACGCAGGACACGCGGCGAAGGAUGCUGAGGAUGUACACAUGCUUGCGGGAGGUAGCGGGCCACGAGCCUGUCUUGGGAACCUGCCGCAGCGGUCUGUAACUCAGU
Molecule: messenger RNA, 1922 nt
Organism: Scylla paramamosain (green mud crab)
Lineage: Eukaryota; Metazoa; Arthropoda; Malacostraca; Decapoda; Portunidae
Gene: Alg9
Product: alpha-1,2-mannosyltransferase ALG9-like
Exons: 14
Coding region: 195-1553 (452 amino acids)
Biological process (GO): protein N-linked glycosylation
Cellular component (GO): endoplasmic reticulum membrane
Molecular function (GO): alpha-1,2-mannosyltransferase activity
Source: RefSeq, a predicted model, not a curated record